AUGCUUGUGUUGCGACGGAGGCACGGAGGAGGUGGGCGGAGCCACGAGGAUUGGACACCUUAUAUGGAAGACGCGCGGCCACGGACGCGGAACGCCGCGCACCCCGCCUUUCUUCUUGCGCAGCACUUCCAAGCCCACCGUUCGAUCAGUCAGAGCAAUCACUCGAUUCGCCACGCCUUCCUUUCGCUUUACAGCUGUUGCAAAACAUUUAUCUGACGUCAUCACAGCUGCUUUCUCGAAGUCAGAACUGUUGAGGUCGGAACUCUCUGAAAAUCGGCCAAAACGCUCUCUUAAAUAGAUGAAGAUUCCGCAAAUUCACGCUUGAUGGUGUAUGAGAAAAAAGGCCUCAAGUCUGAGAAUGUUUCAUUUCAAACCUUUAUUUUUAAAAAAAGUCUUAAAACUCGGAUUUUGUGUACCAAUUAUGUUUCGCCUUUGCUCUCGAUAAAUCAAAUUAAAUUUUUUGUAGAAUUUGCAAAUAAAAACUGUAUAAGCUUCCACGGUCAAGUAAUUCUGACUUUUUUAAAUUUAUUCUUUAAAACUUUUUGAAAAGUGAUUCAAAGUGAAGUGACUAAGAAAAGGGGGUGGAGGGCAGCCGACCAAUUUUUUUUUAUUGCAGUUUUGAUUUUCUCUCUUUUCAGACGUUUGUAUGAAUACAAAUAAAAACGAAAACUCAUUUUCCUCUUGCUCUCGAUUCUUAUAUUCGUUCAGAUAAGAAUGAAGCACGAAUGUCUCUACGAGAAAUGAAAAAACUGAAUGUUUCGGACCUACGGCGUCAAUCGAACUACAACUACGCGCUUUGUUGACUAAUAGAGCACAAAAUACUAUAUAACAUUCUUCAGGUCUUGAUCGUGAUUUUGAAACUUCAGCCAUUCUUUUUUCACGAACAUCACAACUGAUAUUGCACUCAUGGCAAGAGUUUCGGUGUUCCCCUGGCAAUCGAAAGUCGUCCGUUUAGGCAGCGGAAAGCCUCCAAUCAGCUUGUUCGGGGUAAACGACCACACAAACGGCAUGGUUAAACGGAAAGCCCCGGCGGUGAUCAAUCAUAAGCGCGGAAUUCGUGUGAACGUUGGUCGCCGACGCCGCUUUCCCUCCUCAGACUUCACCUCCUCAGGCAAACCAGUCAACGUGUCCCUCAUCAGACUAUCGUCAAGUCUUUUCUCCAGAAAGAAACGCCGUGCCGCUUCAAGGAGGAUGUGCCUUCGAGUCGCCGCCCACUUCUGCCGCAGCGAAAUUGGCGCUUUUUUUCAAGUGCUUUCUACCUUCUCAAUAACGCCAAGCCGAACAGAAAUUUUUGUAUCAAUUGGCUUUUUUCCCCUUCAUGAGGAUGCUUCAUACAAGGUUUUCAAGCGAACAAGUUUUCAGACACCAUCUGAACUUCAAACUCAAUCUUUGAUUUGCGACUGAGUUUAGUAAAAUUAUUCGAAUGAUGUUCUGUGCUUAAGAGUAUGAGUUUUGAAGGCUUGAUUCGAAUCUCCCUGCUUCUGGAGCAAGUGAAAAAAAAACUGUCUGACCUAAGUCGGCAGAAAAAUCAGUCGAGACUGUCUGCGUCUUUUUUUCCAGGAUCUUGUGUUCAUGGACGACGAAGAAAAUAAAUCUCGACAAACUUUGUAGAACUGAAAGCAUUCAAUUAUCCAGUAGCAGGAUUUUUCCUGAUAUUUAUGUCUAUCGUUAUCUAUUUUCUUAGUCAUAUUUCCGCCUUGUGGACAUUCGAUGCAUGGAUUUUGAUCCAAGAAAAACUCCGGAAGUUUCGAUUCCAAAUAUUAUGCAAUAAAAUUAAAUUUUUUUUGUUCUUGUUCUCAUUGGAUAUGACUAACAAGGGCUGUGUGCGCGGUGAACAUCGAGUUAGGAAUUGAGGCUUAUAUGGUAGAUGGACCUAAGAGAGAGUGCUCCAAAACGAAAGAGAAAAUCUGCUAAGCGCCAUAGGGUACCGAGAAAAAGCUCGUCAAAGUUUUGCCGCCACGUAUAUCCCCGCGCUUGGAGCGCUGAGCCAGCAACUGGGAGCGUGGUGAAGUGGCAGUGUUCUUGAAUGGCGCUGACGCUAUGCUAGGUUCGAUUCCUUUUGACGUCAAACUCUUUUUGCUCUUGUUUAUUCAAUUCUUCUGCAAUCUAUCAUCAAACAAAAAUAGCAAAAAAAGUUUAAAUUGAAGGAUUUGAUUGAAAUUUGGAAAUGAAGAAACGAGAAAGCACAAAAAAAAAACUUUUUUUGCGUCAAAUGAUCGAAAGACUUGAUAUCAUAAUUGUUUUCAGAAAUAAGUUCGUUUGGCUGAACCCCGCCCAAAUACUUCGCACUCGAUGCUCCGCCCACUUGCUCAUGUUUCCAUUCAUCCAAAAAAUGACGACUCGUUUUCUGUGCGACACAAAAACACACUAGUUCAAAAGCAAAAAAAAGUUAUCUGGCUUUUUUUUGAAAAUUUAUUCCUUUUUUUUCAAACUCAAGUUGAAUCAUGACUUUUCGAACAGUUCUAUAAAUUAUAGACUAUAAUUCACGUAUAGCAUAAAAUUAUUGUUAACUAACUUCAAAAACUGAGAUUCCAAAACUCUCUCUGCAUUAUAAUAAAAUUCAAAAAAAGAAACGCGUUAUGUUGCUCUCAUCAAUAUAGUCACGCAUAACUUUAUUCGUAUUUAAAGGUUAUUUUUUUCUUCAUCUUUUUCUUUUUUUCUCAAACUUUUUGGAAAAAUCUAUACGUAGACUUUUUUUGAAGAAAGAAGCUUGCCCUGAAAAAUCUUGGGAUGAACUUCCUGCGACGGAAGUUCUCCUUCACCGAUGAUGAGGGCGAAAUGGACGACAUGACGUCAUCGACGUCUUCUGCAGCUCCGUCGUCUUUUUUUCGUUCCAGGCGAUUGCUAACAAGGUCUCUAACACUAUAAGGUUCGACUCCUCCAGAUCCCUUGAUAAAAGAAACUUGAGCCUUAAUUAAAAAUUCAUGAACGUUCAUAUAGGAGCUUUAAAAACCUACCUUUAAGAGUGAAACUGUUUUUGCGGUUCGAAACUUGUUUUGCUGUCAUGCAUGUUGCGCAUGCGCACUGGAAAAACUAUAUAAAUUCUUUUUUUGAAGUAUAUGUCAUGACGUUUAUAAACUGAAUAAUAAUAGUACUACUAGUAGCAUAUAAGAUUUUUUUUCACUUUCGAAAAUUCCGUUCAGAAAGCGACAAAGAAAUUGCCGCAGCAUAAAUCAUUUUGCGCGCGCACUGAAAAUAAAAAGUUAAAAUUCCCAAAAUGCACCAUCAAAAAAUUUGCGCGUAUUGUUGUGAUAUUGCGUCAUCACUAAGAAUAACUGCCGAGAUAAACGCAAGACACUGGCGGUACAUUGACGAGCUCGCAAACAUCUCGCUUUUUUUCUCGCGCCGGUCUCGCAUUUUUCUGGACGCGAGCUCGCAUUUUUCUAGGCGCGAGCUCGCAUUUCUCUCGCAAUUUGUAAAUUUCCGAAAUGCGAGAUAAAUGCGAGAUGGCGCCAAGAAAAAUGCGAGGUCGCGCCGAGAGAAAUGCGAGACGCGCCUAGAAAAAAAGCGAGAUGUUUGCGAGUUCGUCAAUGUACCGCCACCGACCUCGCGUUUAUCUCGUCAGUUAUUCUUAGUGAUUCCGCAGCUGGGUGACUUUACGAAAAUCUCUUAUUUUUUUCCAAUUUUUUUCUUUUUUUAUUUAAAUAUUUGUCUUCUUUUUGAUAUUCAGUAUAAAAAUGGCCGAACAGAAUUAUUUCUAAUCGAGCUGAUAAUAUGCUUAAAGAUCAAUACCACAUAAAGAGUUGCAAUGCAAAUAACGGUUUGAGGUUUCCUCAGUUAGGUUCUCAAGGAGUUUGUUUGCAUGCCCUCAGUAGAGAAAUCCAGUCGAUUUGAGGCUUAAUUUGCAUGUGAAAAAGCUGUGUGCUCGUGUGAAUUGGUACUCGAAGACCUUUUUUUGAAUUGCUUUUCACCAAAAAAAAAAAAAAUAAUGAAGAAUUCAAGGCUUUGGCUUUUUUCUUUCGGGGUGUGAGCGAAUAGAACAAGAAAAUUUUUUAAAGUUGAGUAUACGGAAUAUUCCAGUGCUCCGACGUCUCCUUCAAGGAGUGGAGAGUCGCUGGCCGCCGCCCUGGAAAAGUCGCUGAGCAGCGACCGGAGCCGUCGUGAACCUUUGGCUGAUGCUCACGUCCUGCUUGUCAUCGACUCACAUCAUGUCGACUGGUUUGGCUUUCACUUUCCUAUCUUUUUCCCAUAUCCAAGGUAAUUUUUUUGUAGAGGAUAAAAAUUAAUAAAGCAGAUAUUUAGGAAAAAUUAUUCGAUUUACACAAAAAUUUCGUUUAAAAAAACAGCAAAUAAAUAAAUAAAGAGCAUCGGCUCAAUUCAAUACUUCCUGCCUUUAUUUCAUGCAAUGAAUCAAUUUUUUUCGGCGUUGAAAAACAGGAACAUUGAUAAAAUGAAAGUCAUAUAUAUAUACAUGUUUUAUUCCUUUUUUUAAUACUGUAAUUUUAUAAAGCGUGUUCAGGAGCAAGUAUUUUUCGGGCAAACGCAGAGUUACCAAUUCGAGUCGAGCAGGUUUCUUCCGAACUGUCUGAUUUGUAAUUUUUCUGUUGUUAGGGAGAUGUUGAUGAGUUAGACGUGAUGUGUACGGAGCACCACUGCGUCGUCGAGAUCCAUCAGCCCGGACGCGACGCCAGGUGAGGAGCUGCACCAGCUUACGAGAUACCCAGCUCUCAGGACGUUCACUCCGUCUGCCCUGUUCGUCGGGGCUGGCGCUAACCGCACGCCACAACUGAAAACUUUGAUCAGAGCGUUCAUUGCCGCCCACGUUCCUUUCAUAAACUCUCACACGUCCGCUAUAGGUUUCCUCGACAAGAACAAUUUGGUUUUUCUGAACUCGUUUAGAAAAUCAAUCAUAAUUCUUUCAGAAGAAGCAACUUAAAAAAAUUACUCUCCCGGAAGGUGGUUCAAUACCGAUGCUUCCAAUUAUUCAUUAUCCUCAUUUCCGAAAGUUUGUGAGUUCGGAUCUAACCUAAAAAUUUCAAAAAGAAGGUUUUUCAGCAACGGACGUCGGCCUUUCCCAUUGUUGUAUCGGUCAACGAAGGCUUCCAAGGCAUCGGCAAGAUCAAAGUAAGGCACCUAAAAAAGGUCGACAUGUUAAAAGUCGUAGGUGAACAACCAAGAAGAGCUGUGCGACGUAGAAGGCAUGUUGCAAAUAAUGGCGAGAGGCAAUACAGAGGUACUCCGUCGCUGA
This is a messenger RNA of Caenorhabditis auriculariae, 5188 nucleotides long. NCBI's taxonomy places the organism in Eukaryota, Metazoa, Nematoda, Chromadorea, Rhabditida, Rhabditidae. The record is from the annotation of a GenBank genome assembly.